Molecule: messenger RNA, 1182 nt
Organism: Solanum stenotomum
Lineage: Eukaryota; Viridiplantae; Streptophyta; Magnoliopsida; Solanales; Solanaceae
Product: probable magnesium transporter NIPA9
Exons: 9
Coding region: 104-1138 (344 amino acids)
Biological process (GO): magnesium ion transport
Cellular component (GO): membrane
Molecular function (GO): magnesium ion transmembrane transporter activity
Source: RefSeq, a predicted model, not a curated record
UAUAAAUUUGAAGCUACCAAAUCAAGAGGAAGUGAGAUCUAUUGGGAAUUGACAAAACUCGAAACAAAAAGAGCAAGCAGGAGAGGGAAAUCGCGGGGCUGAGAUGUGGGAAUCGAUUUUCCUGACCGUCGCCGCCACCGCCGGUAACAAUAUCGGCAAAGUUCUGCAGAAGAAAGGGACCCUCAUUCUGCCUCCUUUAUCUUUCAAGCUCAAGGUGAUUAAAGCUUAUGCUUUCAACAAGGCAUGGAUUUUUGGUUUACUUAUGGAUUUGUUUGGAGCAGUCUUGAUGUUGCGAGCACUAUCUCUAGCUCCAGUAUCGGUCAUUCAACCAGUUUCUGGCUGUGGACUAGCUAUACUUUCAGUCUUUUCCCAUUUUUAUCUAAAGGAGAUCAUGAAUGCUAUUGAUUGGAUAGGAAUUACCUUGGCGGGCAUUGGCACCAUAGCUGUUGGUGCUGGAGGGGAGGAGCAGCAGGCUUCUGCUAUCUCAAUUUUUCACCUACCAUGGCUGGCAUGUGCUGUUGCAAUCUUGUUUGUACUCCUUAAUGGAUGGCUUCGAAUUUAUAGACGCCAGCGAAGAGAACAAGAGCUGAUGCAAUAUGAAGUUAUCGAGGAAAUUAUUUAUGGACUGGAAUCUGGAAUUUUGUUUGGGAUUUCAUCUGUGAUAUCAAAGAUGGGAUUUUUAUUCUUGGAGCAGGGAUUUUCCAAGUUGUUGGUGCCGAUUUGUAUUUCAAUAAGCAUUUGUUGUAGUGCUUCUGGUUUUAUAUGUCAGACACGUGGCUUGAAGCAUGGAAGGGCAAUUGUAGUAUCCACAUGUGCGGCUGUUGCAUCUAUCGUAACUGGUGUCUUUGCUGGUAUGUUUGCUUUGGGUGAACGCUUGCCUUCAGCACCAACAUCUCGUCUCUGGCUCUUGCUUGGAUGGAUGUGCAUCAUUGUUGGUGUGAUUCUGCUGGUAGCUUCAACACGGUUGGUGAGAAGCCUUCCACGGUCUUGGAUACAUGUUGUAAGAAGUGGGGUUGACAAAAACAUAGGUGUUAGGCAAUCUGUGCCAACACGGAGUAGAGAUACUAGUCCUAGCACUGUUAUCCAGGCGUCAACUUUACAUCAUUUGAUAGCAACUCCCUCUAAAGCUAAAGCUUGAACUGUGUCAUUACUCAAAAGUUGGACUUGUAUAUGUACCUUGAG